This is a messenger RNA of Branchiostoma belcheri (Belcher's lancelet), 1530 nucleotides long. RefSeq names its product hemicentin-2-like. Bases 1 to 1530 code for a protein of 509 amino acids. Gene Ontology annotation, biological process: cell-cell adhesion. Gene Ontology annotation, cellular component: cell-cell junction. The transcript is spliced from 8 exons. NCBI's taxonomy places the organism in Eukaryota, Metazoa, Chordata, Leptocardii, Amphioxiformes, Branchiostomatidae. Gene Ontology annotation, molecular function: cell adhesion molecule binding. The record is from RefSeq and is a predicted model, not a curated record.
AUGAAUAAGGAUGAUGCUAUCGCGCAAUGGGUAUCGAUCGUCACGAACGCCGACAAGAGCCAUCAGGACGAGCCGACUGACUUGUGGGGGACUCAGGGUGUACGGAGAAUUGAUCACCCGUGCCGGACGCGCUGGUGGUCCGAUAGCACAUACGCAAACACUCCGGUCUCGUGCAGGAUCUGGGCGGGAGCUUCCCAGACCUCCGGCGCUUCCGUUUACAAGCUGGGACCACUUAGUCGGCUGCUGUGGAGGGUUUCACGCGGGAAUUUCUGGAGGACUGGAACAACCGUCAGGAGAAAUAUGCCCGCUGCUACGGAUUCUGUUGUCUGGGCCGUUUUCUUGGUACUGGCGCUGUCUGUGGUGCUGAAAGUUGACGGAGCGUCUUACAGAGAGAGACCGAAAUCUGCUGAUGUGCUGAAGGGAGAUACAGUAACACUCCACUGUACCAUCGACGGGCUCCCCCCAUCAGAGAUGGUACAGUGGUACGGUCCGCCGGAUAUGCGUCAUAUCUCCAGCGGCAACGUCAUCGCUAAACGCUUCAAGGGGAGGUACCGAAUCCUUGGAGACACCUCAAGAGGGGAACACAACUUACAGAUUCUGCGCGCAGCUAACUCAGACGAGGGGGAAUACCGGUGCAGCACACUGUCACUAGAUGAGACAGCUGACGCCACCCUUACAGUAGUAGUUCCACUGUCGGGCCCGCCCGACAUUAUUGGUGACACGGCCCCCCGUAAGGCAGGCCAGGGGCUGAUGUUGACGUGCACCUCGGUAGGGGGCAGGCCCCCUCCCCGCCUGACCUGGUACAACGGCACCAGGCCCUACAAGCUCCCGGACGACGCCUUCAAGGAGGGGAUCAACAAGGGUGAAGUGAUGCUGAACCUGGUGAUCCCGUACCUAACGAAAUGGGAUAACGGCGCGAACCUGUCCUGCAAGGCAGACCAGGGGUUCCCCUCCCUGGUGAAGCCCAGGACAGCCGUCAAGGUCCUAAACGUCAGAUAUCCCCCGACAGUGACGGUGACGCCCAAGUCGUCACGUGUGAUGGAGGGAGAGUCACUGAACGUCACGUGUCACGUGGAUAGUAACCCGCCUGCUGACGUCGACUGGAGGAAGGUGGGCCACGCCCUGCCCUUCAGGGUAGAUAACAGAGGCCAGGUGCUACACUUGGACAGAGUGUCCAGUUCGGACGCAGGGAUUUACCAAUGCAUCGCGGAAAACGGGAUUCCUCCAGACGGCUACGGCACGUUCACACUGGAGGUUCUGUUUACUCCGAGAAUCAGGCAGACGUUUGACACCAAAGUCAGCGUGUUGUACGGACAGGACGGGUUCUCGCUGGAGUGCGUGGCGGAGGGAAACCCCAGGCCGCAAGUGAGGUGGCGGCGGCAGAAUACAGAGCUGUACAUGGGCAACCCGCUGGUGCUGUCCCCCGUCAACUAUGACGUGGAGGGGAAAUACGCAUGCGUAGCCAGCAGUCCUGGGUUUGCUAGCGUGGAUAAGGAGACCUUCAUCGAUGUGGUCGGUAAGGGAAUGUGA